CUCUUUCCUCACCGCCCACACUCUCAGCCCAAUUCCCAUUUUCCCCUCCCUGACGAUAGCUGGCACAUCCCCAUUCCCCAAACCCUAGAUAGUGACUCAGUGAGGGAGAGGACGUGUCGCCAUGAGGGGUUGGAGUGGCGGCACCGGCGAACUGGCGGAGGGCGGCCGACGUGUGCGGCGGCAGGCGGCGGCGACUACGGGUCUACGGCGGGGCGGCGGCGUGGAGGCAACUCGGCACGGGCGCGGCUUGGCGGCUGCAGCAGGGAGGUCGCGCGUGUCAGACUAUAUUAGGUACGGAUUCUAUGAUCGGGGCAUCAAUCCAUCAACAUUUAUUUAUAGGUAUUUUACUCAAAGCACGGAACUAUUUUCUAGUCAAAUUAUUAUCAAGGCCAUGUACCACGUAAUCAUGCCUUAAUCUAGGCCUCGUUCGAACUAAGGCAUGAGUUGAGCUUUUCUAUGGCAAGGAAAAUGUGGUGAGUAAUUAGGUUAUAAUUUAUUGAGUAUUAAUUAUUAUAAACUUAAAAAUGAAUUUAUUUGAUAUUUAAGAAACUUUUAUAUAAAAACUUUUUAAAAAAUAUCAUUUAAUUGUUCCAAAAAACGUGCUAAUGGGAAAUGAGUUUGAACAACACCCUAACGAGAAAAGAGGAAAUUGUAGUUUGGAAUUGAACAAAAGAACAUACCCUUAAUCACAUUAGUCGAAUUUUAACGGAUGAAGCUUGUCCAUAAUUACAGAGUCAGUACUAAAGUAGACAUUGUAAAACCCAACGGUGCCAACGAUGAAUUCGAUGCCAAAGGCUCACAUCAGCAUGCCAAACAACCGAAACCCAACGAUGAAUUCGAGGCAGGAACUCAUUUGGCCUCUCAUUCUUCUCCAACCUUUCUCCCCUGACCCCCUCCUAUAUAUAAUCCAAAUAGAUGCAAAUCGAUCACAAAGCACACACAAAAGCGGCAAGGGACUUAGGCCACUUAGCAGUAAUCCAUGGCUGAGCGGGAGGGAGCCGUGGUGAAGAAGGGGCCCGACGAGGGCAUGAAGAUGGCCACGGCGCUGCUAGAGGAGUUCGGUCUGCCGCUCGGGCUGCUGCCGCUUGCGGAGGUGAUCGAGGUCGGGUUCGUGCGCGCCACCGGCUACAUGUGGAUCGCGCAGCGGAAGAAGGUGGAGCACCAGUUCAAGAUGGUGAGCAAGCAGGUGAGCUACGACGUGGAGAUCACCGGGUAUGUGAAGGCCAAGUGCAUCAAGAAGCUCAAGGGCGUCAAGGCCAAGGAGCUGAUGCUGUGGCCGCCGGUGAACGAGAUCACCGUCGACAACCCGCCCACCGGCAAGAUCCACUUCAAGAGCCUCGCCGGCGUCACCAAGACCUUCCCCGUCGAGGCCUUUGCCGCGGGUCAGUAGGCACCGGGCAGGCAGCGUUACAUCCAGUCAUCCACUGCUAUAUAUGCUAGCUAUGCGCGCUCAUUGCCGGUUGCCUGGUUCAUAAAAAAGUUUGGUGCUUACGCAUGAUUGAGCUUAUUGGCAACUGAUAUAUCAGUAUAUCACAGAUUAAACACAUAUAGUCCAUAUUUUGCACCAACGCACCAAGCUUCCGCCACUUCUGUUUCUGGCUUCAUAAUGGGCCUAAACCAAUAACGAGUUGUGAAAUUAAACAGCCCGCAACGUUUCGAAGUGGAAUUUUUAAUUUAGGCUGUGUUAGUUCACGCUAAAAUUGGAAGUUUGAUUGAAAUUGGAAUGAUGUGAUGGAAAAGUUGAAAGUU
Messenger RNA from Oryza sativa Japonica Group (Japanese rice), 1749 nucleotides. Lineage: Eukaryota; Viridiplantae; Streptophyta; Magnoliopsida; Poales; Poaceae. The record is from RefSeq and is a predicted model, not a curated record.